Messenger RNA from Helicoverpa armigera (cotton bollworm), 2850 nucleotides. RefSeq lists its product as uncharacterized. The coding region runs from base 591 to 2708 and encodes 705 amino acids. NCBI's taxonomy places the organism in Eukaryota, Metazoa, Arthropoda, Insecta, Lepidoptera, Noctuidae. Gene Ontology annotation, cellular component: plasma membrane. The transcript is spliced from 14 exons. Gene Ontology annotation, biological process: sodium ion transmembrane transport. The record is from RefSeq and is a predicted model, not a curated record.
GCGCCGCGAACCUUUCUGAAAAAAGGAAUUUCGGAAAAAAAAUACGGAAAUAAUCUCAUUUAUUUAUUAUUUAUUUUUGUUUUUUAUUUAAAAAAGAGUUCGUUCAGUGAUUUAGCGUGAAGUUUAAAUUUUAUGCCUGGUCUUCUUCCAUAGACAGCAAAGAUGUCCAGAAUAAAAUAGCACCGUUCUAAUUCAAACUCAGCAGUUUCGUUAUGUUGUAUUCAUAUUGACGACAAAAUAACUGUCUCAUAUGCACAGAGAAACCGUCAACGUGUUCAGAGAUUCAUUAAAAUUACGACAAAAACUACUACAAAGAACAACAACGUACUUUAAAGUAGUGGAAUUCGUAAAAAAAGACGCCAUACGAUACUUCACGUACGACUACGAAAUACAUCAAUAGCGUAUUAUGAACAUAUUCAUAGGUAACCAUUCUAAUAAUCUUGUUAAACUUAAACGUUAAAAAGACAAUAAAAUAACAAAAAAGUGAAGAAAACAAUUAAUAAUUUUAAGUAGUAAAAUCUUAUUGAUUUAAAUAAAUCGACUAAAAUAACUGACUAACCAUAGAUAAAAAAGGGAUUUUGACGUUCAAAAUGGCGGGAAAGGCUGAAGCUAUUGGGCCAAGGAACGGGCAUGAGUUGGCGCCUUUAAAUGCGAGGGCUGAUGGUAGCGAGAGGCCUCAUGGGGUCACGAUCGUGCUGCAAGGAUCUAGGGGGUCUUUACAACGCGAGGCCCCUGACGAAGACCGCGCAGCGUGGUCAGGGAAGCUGCAGUUCUUCUUGUCAAUCAUUGGAUAUUCUGUGGGACUCGGCAAUAUAUGGCGGUUCCCGUAUCUGUGCCAGCAGAAUGGUGGAGGAGCCUUCCUAAUUCCAUUCCUCAUCAUGUUAAUCCUCGAAGGCAUUCCCCUCUUCCUGAUCGAGAUGGCGAUCGGCCAGAAGAUGCGUCUCGGCUCCCUCGGCGUGUGGAACACCAUACAUCCAUGGCUGGGCGGCAUCGGCAUCUCCAGUUGUAUGGUGACACUCUUCGUGGCUUUGUACUACAAUGUUAUCAUUACAUGGGUGUUCUUUUACCUGUUUAAUAGUAUUCGGCUAUCAGCGGACUCCCUACCCUGGGCCCACUGCCCCGCCGACAACGGGACCCGCGAAGCCGAGUGCAACAAGGCCUCGUCCACCGUCUACUUCUGGUACCGAGAGGCACUGGACGCGUCUCCCAGCAUCGAGGAGCCGGGAGUGCCGCGCUGGUGGAUUGUGCUGUACCUGCUGCUGGCCUGGAUCAUCGUCUUCUUUAUUGUCAUGAAGGGGAUUCAGAGCAGUGGCAAGGUGGUUUACUUCACAUCGCUGUUCCCGUACGUGGUGCUGACCAUCUUCUUCAUCCGAGGAGUCACGCUGCCAGGGUCCACUGAUGGCAUCAUACAUAUGUAUAAGCCUAAGCUGGAAAAACUCCUCGACCCAACAGUCUGGUUGGACGCAGCUACUCAAGUCUUCUACUCUUUCGGCCUGGCCUUUGGCUCUCUCAUCGCGUUCGGCUCCUACAACCCGCCGAAUAACAACUGUGUUCGCGACGUCUUGCUCGUGUCCGUCUGUAACGCCUUAACAGCUAUUUACGCGUCUGUGGUCAUCUUUAGCAUUUUGGGUUUCAAGGCUUUUACUAUGGUGGAGACUUGUAUGACCAAGGAGAUCAAGAUCCUCGCAAACCUGAACAUAUCAGGCUUCACUCCGAACUCCAGUCACGACUACUACCGCCAGGAGUUCCCCCUCAUCAACGAGAGCUUCGUGGCCAAGUACAACCUCACUGGCUGCUCCAUGAGUCGACAACUUGAGGAGGCAGCAGAAGGCACGGGGCUAGCAUUCAUCGUCUUCACACAAGCGAUCCUCAAGCUGACUCCCGCCCCGUUCUGGUCGAUCAUCUUCUUCAUGAUGCUCCUGUCCUUGGGGCUUGGCAGUCAGAUCGGUAUCAUGGAGGGCAUGCUGUGCACCAUAUUCGACAUCGACUUCUUUAAACGGCUGAGCAAGCCGGUUAUUACUGGUUGCGUGUGCACAUUCUGUUUCUUCGUGGGUCUGAUCUUCACGACGGGCGCGGGCGAGUACUGGCUGAAGAUGUUCGACUCGUUCGCCGGCACCAUCGGCCUGGUCGUCGUGGCUCUGCUGGAGAUGGUCGCCGUUGUCUAUAUUUAUGGGCAUGAGAGAUUCACCAACGACAUCUACGAGAUGACCGGCUACCGGCCAGGCAUCUACUGGCAGGUGACAUGGCGCUAUGUGGGUCCCUUCAUCGUCACCUGCAUCCUCCUGUCCUCGCUGGUGUUCAUGCUCAUCAACCCUCCUACUUACGGGGCUUGGAAUGCUGAUGAGGGCCGCGUCAUCAAAACCCCAUACCCGAACUGGGUCCUCGUGAUCGCAGUUCUGAUGAUCAUGGCUGGAGUACUCCCGAUACCAGCCGUCCUGCUACUCCGCCGCUUCCAAUGCCUGGCCUUCGACGUGGACAUCCAUCAGGGCUCCAUCAGGAGGAUCGAGACUACCGUCUCUACGAAGGAAAUGAUGAGCGACCAGGAUGUGCUGUCGCCGGAGAGCGCUCCGCCCGCGCCGGCGCAGCUCGUCGCUGAGGCUGCUGGCACCAAGUUCACUAUCGGAGACUUUGAUAGCGUGGACAGCAGCGAUGAGAGACCCAGCAAGCGACUGCCGGAGGUGAUCGCACGCGGACGCCCCAAGAAAUAAAUUCUUCAGAUUCAGAGGACAACAUACGAACGACCGGUCGCUUCGACGACUCAAGCAGUAGUGACGAGGAGAUUCUAAAUACAAAUUGCACAAAAGGAACCGUUCGUAGGCUAGCAAUGAAGCCCAUUGGUCGAAAGCCGAC